Messenger RNA from Megachile rotundata (alfalfa leafcutting bee), 1749 nucleotides. Its product is annotated as jerky protein homolog. The record is from RefSeq and is a predicted model, not a curated record. NCBI's taxonomy places the organism in Eukaryota, Metazoa, Arthropoda, Insecta, Hymenoptera, Megachilidae.
UAGUAAUAUUAGAGAAGUUGGAUACCGGUAUCAGUGUUAAAGAAAUUGCCAGCGAAUAUGGAGUAACAGAACGAACGAUACGCCGGCAUAGGCAAAAUUCUACAGCAAUCCGACAAUAUGCAGAGAAUCCUACACGAUUGAAUAGGAAGAGGCAACGCAUUCCCACGUACAAUGACUUGGAUACGCGAUUAUAUCAGUGGUUCGUGCAACAAAAAUUAUUGGGAAAUCAUAUCACCGAUAGUACCCUAAUGUCAAAGACGAAAGAAUUGCAAACGGAAUGUGGUGGACCGUCGAAUUUCGUAGCAAGCAAGGGUUGGCUGUGGCGUUUUAAGAGGGAUUACAUACGCUCUGUGAAUACUGAUGAAAGGACUGUUGAAAUGGAUCACGCCGCUUUGGAGGCUUUCAAACGUGAAUUGCCGCAAAUAUUGAUGAAGGAAGAUGUCCUGGAAAACAAUUUGUAUAACAUGGACGAGACAUGUUUGUUUUGGAGAGCGCUUCCACCUAUGACGUUGGAGAAACAGGCGCAAGAUAAAAGCGUAAGAUCAGAAAAGGUGACCGUGGGACUAUGUGCCAAUGCGACUGGAAGUCAUAAAUUGCUAGUACUUUUCGUCCAUAAACGCGAAUAUCCGCGGGCUCUACAUUAUCAUGCUAACUUACGUUAAUAGUUGCGUUAACGAUAGGAUUUUUCGUGACUGGUAUGAGAAUGUAUUUAAACUAGAAGUGAGGCAGCAGCAGAUACAAAGCCACCAGCCCGGUAGAGUGCUGUUGUUAGUGGAAAAUUAUGGGGCACACGAAUUAAACAAAGAAGAAAUGGACGAUGGACAGUUUAAAUUAAUUCUUUUACCGGCUAAUACUUCUUCUUUGAUUCAACCGAUGGAACAGGGCGUGAUUUCUAAGUGCAAAAAAAUAUUUCGGCAUAGACUACUCCGAUGGGCAUUGCAAUAUGAAGAACGAAUUGCACAGUUCUAUGCUGAUUACGAUAUUAAGGAUUGUAUAGAUUUAAUUCACGAGUCGUGGUGUCGCAUAAACUCAACCGAUAUUUUUCAAUCUUGGGGGAAAAUUCUUAAUCGUUGGAACCAGACGUGAUUUUAUAGCAACCAUUACUGAACAAUCCUUUGAGCUAAUUUCUGUUGAGAGGGUCGAUGAAUGGAUUAUUGAAUGCGAGAGAGAUGAAAUGAAUACGGAAGAUGCAGACACCAAAGAUUGUUCCAUUGUACGAUCACCUUCUCCAGUAGAGGAUACGGAGCUUGAUAGGUUAUUAUAUACCUUACGUAAAAUAAUGGUAACAGAGCCAGAACUUGGAACUCAGGCAAAAUCUAUAAUAGAUUAUUACGAUAAGAAAAAUUAUUUAUAACGCGAUUACUGUUAUUAUUGUUUUUAUUGUUAUAACUUUUGUAUAAUUCCUGGGAUUUUCCUUCUUUCUUUCUCAAACAGGUUAAGCUGAGUUUGAGACGCGAUAUUUUAGUCGAAUGAUCCAACAACAUUGUAUAUUUUUAGUAUAAUGUUAUCCUAUAGAUUUUUUAUUCUUUGCAUUUGUGAUACCCGAUACGAGUUUUUUUUUAAUUUUUAUGGGCUGAAUACAAAAUUAAAAAUCUUUCCACGCCUGCAAUUUUGUUUUGAAAAAAUGAAAAUGAAAAUCUUCAAUUUUUAAGAUAUGUUGUAUUGGAACAGUAAUAGUUAUAAUAUGUUAUAAAUCUUUGAAUAUAUUUCAAGAAUGUUCAAGGCAAAAAGUAAAUGACAUUAAUUUUU